AUGUUUAAACGAGCAUUGGCGGUGAUCCCGCGCCGGUGGAAAGUCACUUACCCGGCAGUGAUCGAGCUCGACGGCAAGAAGUACCCUACCGACGAGUGGACCAACGUCCCCGAUUACAUUUUGCUGCUUACCCGGCGCCAACUCCAUCGCAAUCCCAACCACCCCAUUGGUAUCCUCAAUGACUUAAUCCAAGAAAACUUCAAGGGGAUGGGGUACACGAUGUACGACCAGUUCAAGCCCGUGGUCACCAAGUACGAGAACUUCGAUGUGUUGGGGUUCCCUGAAGACCAUCCGGGGCGGUCAAAGCUGGACACUUACUACCUUAAUGCCAACCACUUGUUGCGUACUCAUACCUCAGCGCACGAAGCUGAGUGUUUCACCUCAUGCAAGACUCCUGGCUACUUCAUCACUGCUGAUGUAUACCGUCGAGACGAGAUUGACCGUACCCACUACCCGGCGUUCCAUCAAAUGGAAGGAGCGCGGUUAUGGUCGCGGAACGACUUGGACAAGCUCCGCCGCGACAUUGAAGAGAUCCCCAAGACGAACAUCAUUGUCGAAGACCCCGCAUGGAACCCUGAAACCAACCCGAAACAACUGCACAUGACUGACGAAGAAGUGACACUCUUAACGGCUCACCUUAAGAGAACCAUGGAAUACUUGGUAAACCAAGUGUUUGAGCGGGCGAGAGAACUGGCUAAGUUGGCGGGUUCUACUGAGCCUUACCUCAACGAACCGCUCCGCGUGCGGUGGAUUGAAGCCUACUUCCCGUGGACGGCGCCGUCGUACGAGAUCGAAGUGUGGUGGAAGGGCGAGUGGCUCGAAUGCUGCGGUAUGGGGCUUGUUCAGCAACAAGUGUUGACCAACCUGGGCUUGCCUGACGAUCAGAUCGGGUGGGCGUUUGGUAUUGGCUUGGAUCGUAUCGCCAUGUUGUUGUUUGGCAUCCCCGAUAUCCGUUUGUUCUGGUCGUUGGAUGAACGUUUUGCUAAGCAAUUCCAAAGAGGCAAGAUCCUGACGUUUGUCCCUUACUCAAAGCACCCGGGUAUCAAGCGUGAUGUGUCGUUCUGGUUAUCGCAGGACGUGCACGAAAAUGACGUUAUGGAAGUGGUCAGACUGCACGGCUCUGACCUCGUCGAGUCGGUGCAAUUGGUCGACGAAUUUGUCCACCCUAAGACCGGCAAGCACUCGCAAUGCUACCGUGUCAACUACCAGCUGAUGGACCGUAACUUGACCAACGAAGAGAUUAACCAGAUCCACCACAACGUCGAACAACAAUUGGUGAACGAGUUUGGCGUCACCAUUCGUUAA
Molecule: messenger RNA, 1305 nt
Organism: Diutina rugosa
Lineage: Eukaryota; Fungi; Ascomycota; Pichiomycetes; Serinales; Debaryomycetaceae
Gene: MSF1
Product: phenylalanine--tRNA ligase
Exons: 1
Coding region: 1-1305 (434 amino acids)
Biological process (GO): phenylalanyl-tRNA aminoacylation
Cellular component (GO): mitochondrion; cytoplasm
Molecular function (GO): phenylalanine-tRNA ligase activity; tRNA binding; ATP binding
Source: RefSeq, a predicted model, not a curated record